Messenger RNA from Coregonus clupeaformis (lake whitefish), 7054 nucleotides. RefSeq names its product anion exchange protein 3-like. Gene Ontology annotation, molecular function: monoatomic anion transmembrane transporter activity; solute:inorganic anion antiporter activity. Gene Ontology annotation, cellular component: plasma membrane. Gene Ontology annotation, biological process: bicarbonate transport; transmembrane transport; monoatomic anion transport. Lineage: Eukaryota; Metazoa; Chordata; Actinopteri; Salmoniformes; Salmonidae. The coding region runs from base 133 to 3705 and encodes 1190 amino acids. The transcript is spliced from 21 exons. The record is from RefSeq and is a predicted model, not a curated record.
CAUGUGAAGGAGGAGGAGGAAGUUUCCACAGAGGAGCAGGAGGAGGAAGAGGAGGAGGACUGGGAAAAGGCAUUAUCAGUGGAGAGGUUCGUGGACAUCAUCACUGACUCUGCGUUCAGCGGUGGAGAAAAGAUGGGCCGCAACUACAACGAGAAGGAUUUUGAGUAUCACCGGCACACCUUUCACCACACCCACCACCCGCUGUCCACCCAUCUACCCCCACCCCAGCGUCUACGCAAGCGGGUGCUCAGCAUGGACCGUAACCACUGGCGCAAGAAGAAGCGCAAGAACAAAAAAACCUCCAUGGCGCCCUCGGAGGUCACGCCCACCAUCCAUGAGGUAGACGAGGAGGAGGAGGUGUCUGAAACAGAGGGGCGGGACCUGGCAGCCACGCCCACCGAGCAGCCCGAUGACCAACUGCAGUUUAGCCUGGGGAGUGAGGAGAAUUUGGAGCCGGCUCUCCCCCUAACUUCCUUCCACAUGGAGAGCGAACAACAACAUCCGCCGCCAGAGAAGGCCACACUGGCCACGGCAGAAGAGGAGGAGGUGGUGGAGGGGGAGAUGGAGGAGGGGGAGAUGGAGGAGGAGCAGCAACAACAGGAGGUUCGGGAGCAACCAGAGGAUGAGGAGGGUGAUGAAGAGUCCACCAACAGGUGCCCCCCCUCUGCGGACCCCCCUAGCAUGACCACCUGCGGCUGGUUCAGGAGGAAUCCUCUCCACCCUGCUCCGCGGACCAGUUACGACCUGCGGGAGCGCGUCUGCAUUGGCAGCAUGACGGCCAUGGAAACAGCCGUGUACCAGAAGGUGCCCACCGACGAGGCUGAGGCUCAGAUGCUGGCUAGCGCCGACCUGGACGACAUGAAGAGUCACCGAUUCGAGGACAACCCUGGGGUGAGGCGUCAUCUGGUGAAGAAGUCGUCUCGAUGCCAGCUCACUCGGAACAGCGACAGCUCUCCGCCCCAGUCCAGCCUGAAGAGGAAGAAGAGAAUGGCCGACAAGAAGACCCAUGAGGUGUUUGUGGAGCUCAACGAGCUGAUAGUGGAUAAGAACCAGGAGUUGCUCUGGAAGGAGACGGCCCGUUGGAUCAAGUUUGAGGAGGACGUGGAGGAGGAGACAGACCGCUGGGGAAAACCCCAUGUGGCCUCGCUCUCCUUCCGCAGCCUGCUGGAGCUCCGCAGGACCAUCACACAUGGUGCUGUCCUGUUGGACCUGGAGCAGACCACUCUGCCUGGCAUUGCACACCUGGUGGUGGAGACCAUGGUCAUCUCAGACCAGAUCAGAGCGGAGGACCGGGCCAACGUGCUCCGCACCCUGCUGCUCAAACACCACCACCCCAAUGACGAAAAGGAGGGCCUUUUCCAUCGCAACCACUCCACCAACAGCCUUCACGGCAGCUCCCAACGCAACCACAACCACGUUCCCGACACCACGGCGCCCGAAGUGGCUGAAGAUCAUGCAGAGGUCAUGCGCCAUGAAAACAAGCAGCAGAGCAGAGAUGUGUUUGUGAGCUUGUCUAAAUCACUCCAUCCCCCCCUGCCGAUGGCUCUCCAACAACAGGUUACCAAACACACAAAACUCCUAGCCAAGAUUCCCAAGGACGCAGAAGCAACCGUGGUCUUAGUGGGUUGCGUGGAGUUCCUGGAGCAGCCAGCCAUGGCCUUCAUCAGGCUGAGUGAGGCGGUCCUGCUAGAGUCGGUCCUGGAGGUGCCGGUGCCGGUCCGUUUCCUCUUUGCCUUGCUUGGACCCGCUCAGUCCAACAUGGACUACCAUGAGAUCGGACGCUCCUUCUCCACCCUCAUGUCCGACAAGAACUUCCACGAGGUGGCCUACUUUGCGGACGACCGGCAGGACCUGCUGAAUGGCAUCAACGAGUUCCUGGACUGCAGCAUUGUCAUCCCCCCUUCAGACGUGGAGGGCAAGGACCUGCUGAAGACGGUGGCCUCCUUCCAGAAACAGAUGCUGCGCAAGAGAAAGGAGAGAGAGAACAUGAAGCCCCCCUGGACAGACCAGGAGACCAAAGAGGUGAGCCAGGAAGAGCAGGAGGAGGAGGACCAGGAGGUGGACCCCAUGAAGCGGUCGGGCAUCCCCUUCGGAGGCCUCAUCCAUGACAUCAAGCGGCGCUACCCGCGCUACGCCAGCGACAUCAAGGACGCCUUGGACUCACAGUGCAUCGCCGCUGUCAUCUUCAUCUACUUCGCCGCCCUCUCGCCCACCAUCACCUUCGGAGGGCUGCUGGGAGAGAAAACAGAGGGCAUGAUGGGAGUGUCUGAGCUCAUCAUCUCCACGGCAACCCUGGGGGUACUGUUCUCUCUGAUGGCCGGACAGCCCCUCCUCAUCAUUGGCUUCUCAGGACCCCUGCUGGUGUUUGAGGAGGCCUUCUACAAGUUCUGCCAGGCUCAUGGCUUUGAGUACCUGACGGGCCGGGUGUGGAUCGGCUUCUGGCUCGUCUUCAUAGUGCUGUUGAUAGUGGCGGCCGAGGGAAGCUUCUUGGUUAAAUACAUCUCACCCUUCACCCAGGAAAUCUUUGCCUUCCUCAUCUCACUCAUCUUCAUCUACGAGACCUUCUCCAAGCUCAUCAAGGUAUUCCAGGAGCAUCCUCUGAUGAGAAGCUACCCGCCUGCCUUCGGCUUGCCCGGCAUGGAGUUCCCCGAUGGCCCCGUCCUAAACCAACCCAACACGGCCCUGCUGUCUUUCGUCCUCAUGCUUGGUACCUUCUUUGUGGCCUACUUCCUUAGGAAAUUGCGCAACAGUCGAUUCCUGGGCGGAAAGGCCAGAAGAAUCAUCGGAGACUUUGGCAUCCCCAUCUCCAUUCUGUUUUCUGUACUGUUGAGUUACUCCGUCCCCGACACAUAUACCCAGAAGCUGAAUGUACCGUCUGGUUUCUCGGUCACGUCUCCCGACAAGCGGGGCUGGUUCAUCAGUCCGUUCGGCGACCUCAAGCCGUUCCCCGCAUGGAUGAUGGGGGCGUCGGUGGUGCCCGCCCUCCUCGUCUUCAUCCUCAUCUUCAUGGAGACACAGAUCACCUCACUCAUCGUCAGCAAGAAGGAGCGUCGCCUGGUCAAGGGCUCGGGCUUCCACCUGGACCUGCUGCUCAUCGUCACGCUGGGCGCCAUGUGCCCUCUGUUAGGCCUACCCUGGCUCACCGCCGCCACGGUGCGCUCUGUCACGCACGUCAACGCCCUUACUGUCAUGAGCAAGGCCACGGCGCCCGGCGAGAAGCCAGUGAUCCAGGAGGUGAAGGAGCAGCGGGUGACGGGCCUGAUAGUCGCCGUGCUCGUGGGCAUGUCCCUGGUGAUGACAGACGUGCUUCGUCACAUUCCGCUGGCCGUGCUGUUCGGGAUCUUCCUCUACAUGGGCGUCACGUCCAUCACCGGCAUCCAGCUCUACGAGCGCAUCACUCUCAUGUUCACGCCCGCCAAGCACCACCCCGACCACAUAUACGUGACCAAGGUGAAGACAUGGCGUAUGAACAUGUUCACCAUCAUCCAGCUGACCUGCAUCAUGUUGCUGUGGGUGGUCAAGUCCACCGUGGCGUCGCUCGCCUUCCCCUUCAUCCUCAUCAUGACCGUGCCGCUCCGCCGCCUCAUCCUCUCCCGGAUCUUUGAGGAGCGUGAGCUCCAGGCGCUCGACGGGGAAGACGAGUCAUCCCCCAACUUUGAUGAGGAUGGUCGGGACGAGUAUAACGAGAUUCACAUGCUUGUGUAGACACGUGACACGGGGGAGGACCAAUAGGCUCUCUCCGUCUUCCAACGCUAACCAAUUACGAGCAAGCUUCUUUGGAAGACAAACCUUAUUAUGUCUGGGUAGCUGUGUCUUUGAACAACCCCCCAGAUGUGCUGAGGGUAGGAUAUUUGUCCAACAGAGAAACAUUAUUAUGUAUACAUAUAUAUUAUAUGUGUAUAUUACUGUGUGUAUAUAUAUUCAAAUCUUGCUCUUCUUUGAUCUAAAAAUGCUGUAAAGGAAUAACCCCACUGUUAUGAUUUGUUUCUGUUUGUCCCGCUCCAACUAUAUUUUCUUAUCUCAGAAGGUCAGAUACAACUCUACUGCCCUACUGUGGGCUUAGUGGGUCAGAAGGUCAGUAACAACUGUACUGCCCUACUGUGGGCUUAGUGGGUCAGAAGGUCAGUAACAACUGUACUGCCCUACUGUGGGCUGAGUGAGUCAGAAGGUCAGUAACAGCUCUACUGCCCUACUGUGGGCUGAGUGGGUCAGAAGGUCAGUAACAGCUGUACUGCCCUACUGUGGGCUGAGUGGGUCAGAAGGUCAGUAACAGCUCUACUGCCCUACUGUGGGCUGAGUGGGUCAGAAGGUCAGUAACAGCUGUACUGCCCUACUGUGGGCUGAGUGGGUCAGAAAGUCAGAAUGGUCAAGCUCACUACAGAUUCCAGGUGGAACUAUAAUGUCCACAGCCCCAAGGAUUCCAGGAGGUUGGUUUCCUCUCCCAGUGUUGGAGUCCCAUAUAUCUGGGGCACCGGUGGGAUGAACAUUGGUUGUACGACAGCCUCACGGGGGGUUUCACCAGGAGCCAAUACUCCACUGCCUUUCCCCUCUUCUUCGUACUGUAGGCAUUAUCAGUGCAAUUUGAUGACGUCGCUAACCAAACAGGGAGUUUGACGUUCCCUGUUAUUUGUUUUCACUGUGUGUACUCCCCUUUAGUUGUUUGCUCCUCGCAGGACACAUUCACCUUUGACCUUUGCGAUUCACCUGCACUGCCACACCAGUUCCCUGGUCCAAUAACAGAAGAAGAAUCAUUGGAUGAGCCCUCUCAAUGCAGUUCCCCCUGAAACGAAGAUGCACUGAGGACUGCGUGUGUUUUGGAGCAGUUUUACUUCAUGAGGUAUAUUCUGCCUUACAUGCCAGUCCAAUUAUUGUGUAUUGACUGUGGAUGUAUAUGUGAACACAUUGAGAUCUGCUGACCUUGAAUAUGUUUCAAUGUUUUGUGACCAUACGAAUGAAAUGUUAUCCUACCUAUUUAUUAAAAUGUUGUAUUAGUUGCCAAAAUUCUAUGAAGCCAUAUUGACAUAUGAGAUUCUAAAUGUCUCUUAGUUGGAGGAAUUUACAAUUAAUAACUUUAUUCAAAACCUUUGUCACAGUCACCAGAAUUAUGCCACAGGUAUCAGAAUCACUGUAUAGCACCACUGUCAUUGUGUACUUCCAUAUUCUGAGGGCAACUGUUGGAUGUGAAGGGUACAGAAGCUUCAAGUGAAACUAACCCUUGAACUGCAAAUAGAUCAUUAACCAUGAGUUUGUUGUUCCUGUUGUGAACACAAAUCAGUCAUGGACAUUUUAAAAUGUUGUUCAAGUUAUACACAGUUGGUUCAGACGUGAUUCUGUACAACAUAGCAUUUGUUAACAGUGACUGGAAUGGACUCUUUACCUCAAGGUUCAAGUUUAUACCCCACACCGAAUGUCUGUGUGUUUAAAAUGUACGUUUUCAUGAGCUCUGCUGCAUAUAAUCUUUUGGCUCUGGUUGUAUUUAAACUAGAUACUAGGAUUGGAGACUUUCUGAAUGCAUUUUGUGUAUGGCAAACCUACUUAGCCCCACACCAUGUGAGACUUAUUUAAUGUAUAGGCCUACCCACUGGGCACACACUGGUUGAGACAAUGUUGUUUUCAUGUCAUUUCAAUGAAAUGACGUUGAACCAACGUGGAAUAGACGUUGAAUUGCGGCCAGGGGACGGGGAAAGACCUAUACUCAGCAAAAUAAUUCCUCAGUCAUCGGGGGGGGAAAUAAUUGGAAGUGUGGUUAUUAUUCAAGAUAAUAAAAAGGUAUAGCGUUGUUCUGUCAGUAUUCUCGUGAGUGUUGGAACAGGGACAUGAAUGUCUCAUUGUUAUGGGCCCGGGAAAAAGGCCUUGCAUGUUAGACGUUGGGAAUCCACAAAGCUUCGUCGCCUAACACCUCCAUGCUAGCACAGACCAGACCACCCACCCAAAUUCUAGGAAUAUAGCCUUGUUAUGUUUUUUAACCGCAGUUACCUAGACCUCUCGCUUGAUUGAAAGUCUCCGGGCCCUUUAUUUCUCAUCUGAUUGGAUGUCUAGGACAUGGAAGGUUUUUGUUAUCUGUACAAUGUGCACACUUGUGAAGGCUAUUAAUAUGUAGACAAUCAGAAAUGUAUGCCUGUAUAUCUUUAUGUAUCUACUCUGAUAAGGAAUAUGAUAGAACCUCUAACCAUGUGGCAACAUCCUAUUGUAUUAUGUUCUAGUUUUUUCCCCAAUCUUUUUUUGUACUGCAUAUUCAUCUGAAUGAAUGAGUCAUUCCCUACAAGUUUGUGCCAUGUAAUGAAUAUGACGUUAUAAAGGUGAUGAUCACCUUUAAAUAGUUAUUAUUCCCUUUAGAAUUCUCUAAGCGUCAGGUCAGUGAUUAUUUAAAGGAUAAUUUUACUUUAAUUGAGGGUUUUGAGGCAUUGAAAAUAUGUCCUGCAGGCCACUUGUAAUGAAGCACUUAUGACAUACAAUACUAUGUAUGCCUCAAUACAGGACAAUGUCUUUAGUGUCAUGUAGAAAUUUGAAUGGUUUAUACAUGCUAUACCUGUGUGUUAAAAUCAGCCUGAAGCCAUGUCACACACAAAUAUAGUGACACACACAAACACAUUGACACACACAAACAGAGAUAUAACUAUUUCUGCUCUGAAAACGAUACCUGACUAUAAUGACAAAGUGUGGUUUGUCUGUCUGAGAUUUUUUUAAAUGUGAGUUUAUUUUAUGGUAAAUUAUGAAUUACUUUAGCAAUACUGAAAUAGACUUACUGUAUGUUAUGUGGAUACUUGAAUAGCAGUUCAGCCUGCUGUUAUUGUAAAGGGGUUUUCAAACUACUUGUAAAACAAAUUAUUUUUUUGUCUGAAAAUAAAUAUUUAUUAUGUGUUUCAAAUAAAUCUAUCAAUUCUUUAUUCAAAACUCAUUUAAAUACAUAACAAUAUAAUACAACACUAUUAGCGCCGUUGUUUAAUAUAAAAAUGUAUGGGUGUGCAGUGGCGAUGUGUCAGGUGGGGCAGGCGGGGUGGAGCCCCACCAAUAUCCAGGAGAUUUGCAUGCAAUUCUGUUAUUUCAUGUCACA